UUGUUAAUUGAAGGGAGCCAAGCAGAUCCUUCGCUUCUUCUGCUUCACAAGCUCACCUCCCAUGGCUUCCUGCUGCUAAGCUUCUACUCUUCUCUCUCUCUCUCUAGAUGUGCUGGUGGCGAUGAGGUCGAGGUUCAAGGCAUCGGCUUCAGGCAGCAUCCGAAGGCCUACGGUCGUGCAUCUCGUGUGUGCCGCGGCCCUCCUCACUGCCUUUGUUUUCGUAUUCCAGUCCUCCUUCUUCGCAGGUAAUCAGAACUCGAAUCUCAACAGAGUAGAAGUCCGCGUUCUAUCCGAUUUCCAGUCCAGUGUGCAGCAAUGCGUGGCAAACAGAGGGCUUGGUCUUACUGCAGAGACAAUAGACCACUGCAAGUUGCUUCUUAAGUUCCCUGAAGGCACCAACAGUACUUGGUACAAUGAGCAGUUCAAAGUUUUUGAGCCCUUGGAGUACAAAUAUGAUGUAUGUGAGGCUAUCCUUCUGUGGGAACAGUACCGUAACAUGACUACAGUGCUUACGAGAGAAUACCUAGAUGCUCGUCCGGAUGGAUGGUUAGAUUAUGCGGCAAAAAGAAUAGCACAAUUGGGUGCUAAGAAGUGCUAUAAUCUGACACUUUGUGAAGAGCACCUCAACCUGCUUCUACCUGCAAAGCCCCCCUUCCACCCCAGACAAUUUCGCACUUGUGCUGUUGUUGGAAACUCUGGGGAUCUGCUGAAGACAGAAUUUGGAAAAGAGAUUGAUAGCCAUGAUGCUGUAUUUAGAGACAAUGAGGCUCCCGUGAAUGAGAAAUAUGCCAAGUAUGUCGGGUUGAAAAGAGAUUUUCGACUUGUAGUCCGCGGAGCUGCCCGUAACAUGGUCGCAAUUCUAAAUGGAUCUGAUAAUGAAGUUCUCAUUAUCAAAAGUUUAACACAUAGAGACUUCAAUGCAAUGAUAAAGAGCAUUCCCAAUCCAGUUUAUCUUUUCCAAGGGAUUGUAUUGCGCAGAGGCGCAAAAGGAACUGGAAUGAAAUCCAUAGAGCUCGCUCUCUCCAUGUGCGACAUUGUUAAUAUAUAUGGUUUCACUGUUGAUCCAGGAUAUACUGAAUGGACCCGAUAUUUCUCCUCGCCGAGGAAAGGGCACAAUCCACUUCAGGGGCGAGCAUAUUAUCAGCUUUUAGAAUGCCUCGGUGUCAUUCGAAUCCAUUCCCCGAUGAGAGCAGAGAGGAAGCAGGAUUGGUCAGAUGUGCCAAGCCGUGAAAUGAUAAGCAGAGCCCACGCGGCCACCCUGAGCUUAAAGCGGAGCCAAGCUGGUCAGACCGGAGGAUUAGGUCAAUUUGGCAGUUGCAAGGUCUGGGGUGACGCUGGCCUGAAUGACGGGCCCAUCUCGGGUUCUCCAGACAUGAGCGAGGUGAGGAAGAACUCUAAUUACAGUAAGUGGGAAGUCAUGCCCUUUGAGAGCCUCAGGAAGGAAGCCCAGGAUCACUACAUUCAGAUGGGGCGUGUGUCUAUGUACAAAAUGGAUGGGAAUAAAUUGGAAGAUCUUGUCUGUGUAAGACAUUCCCCCAAGUCGAAGGUAUAGCUAUACUUUUUUCCUGAGCAUCAACGUUAUUCUUGAUUUAUCAGUCAGUGAGCUGCACGGGGAGGAAUCUCGGGGAAGUUGAUUAUGAUCGUGCAAGAGUUAUAACUGUAUCAACGGCCCGUUUCAUUCCUCGUGUUUUGAGGAAAUCAGGAGAUAAUCAUUCCCGGGAGUGUUGAACAAUACGCAGCAUGUGCAAUAUUCUGAUUGUAGCUUAGCUCAGGUGAUUCUCUUGCGAGUUUGGUUGGGUCCGGUGUUUGAUUUAUAGAUUAUUGCUUCCGAACUGCGAUGUUACGAACUUAAAACUGGUAGAUGGAUCUGAUCUACUAAACAUGGAUGUUAAGUGAACAUAUAGAUGUGUCUUGAGUGAAUGGAAAUGAAAAAUGCAACGAAAUAACAUUAA
Punica granatum (pomegranate) is the source of this 1952-nucleotide messenger RNA. NCBI's taxonomy places the organism in Eukaryota, Viridiplantae, Streptophyta, Magnoliopsida, Myrtales, Lythraceae. The record is from RefSeq and is a predicted model, not a curated record.